Messenger RNA from Oncorhynchus keta (chum salmon), 921 nucleotides. Its product is annotated as aerolysin-like protein. Bases 1 to 921 code for a protein of 306 amino acids. The record is from RefSeq and is a predicted model, not a curated record. NCBI's taxonomy places the organism in Eukaryota, Metazoa, Chordata, Actinopteri, Salmoniformes, Salmonidae. The transcript has 2 exons.
AUGGCAACCAGACUGCAGUUGAUCGGUGGUGGAGGAGGCAGUUCAUUUGAAUUCCACGGCAUGAACAACGGUGCCACCAACAAGAAGAUCGGAGUGGCGGUGGAAGGCUGGCGGGUCAAAGCUGUGUGGGAGGAGCUAGUGGACAGGCGCGUUGCGACCUUUGGGAAUUCACACACUUUCAAUGAGUUGGAGUUCAAACUCGGCAAGCGCAUCACCAAGCUGUCGCUGUGGGGUAACGGUGCCGGCACACGUCUGGGUGCCAUCAAGUUCAUGACGAGUCAGAACCGUCAGUUCUUUGAAAAAAUUACCAGCUGGCCACUGAAGACUGAGUACACCAUAGAUGUGGGGUCUGGAAUCUGCCUGGGACUGGAGGGCAGGUCUGGCUCAGACAUCGACUACAUGGGCUUCCUCUUCAUCAACACCAUCAAGUCGUCCGUAAUGACUGACAUGGAGUAUCCCACCCUGUCCCUCUAUAAACCCCAGGUGACUCCAGAAUAUGUGAAAUCCGUGUCCCACCACAAUGACACCUCAUUGGUUCAAGAAGAGUCCAUUACAUACAGCAAGACCCUGACCAAGACUUCCUCCUGGUCCGUCAGCAACAAGAUAGAAUCCACCUUGAAUGUAUCGGUCAAAGCAGGGAUCCCGGAUCUGGUCGAGGUGUCAUCAGGGUUCAGCUUGACCGUGGGAGUGGAGCAAUCCACCAGCCUGCAGAAGACAGAGACCAUAACAGAAUUGGAUACUAUUAAAGUGAAGUUCCCGCCAGGGAAGAUCAUGGAUGUUGAGAUCACAAUGGGGAAAGCAAAUAUCGACCUCGACUACAGGGCCAAAGUGAAAGUCACCUGCAUGAACGGCAGUCAGCUGGUCUUCCCAUCCAAUGGUGUGACUUACACUUCAGUGAGGGUAUCCACAAAGGAGAGAUGA